GCCCCGGAGUAGGCGGAGCGCGUCAGCCGCAGGGAGAGGCCCGGCAAGCCCCGCUCCUCGCCGCUUCCCUUCGCCGGCGCUUUCUUCUCAGCGCCGCCUCUUUCCUCUGCCAAGUGGAAGUAGACGCGGGGGCGGGGGCAAAGGCAAAGCCGCAGUCGCACCGGGCCGCUGGAGGAGACGGAAGAGCGCUGCCGAAGAGACAGUGCAAUGGCGGCCUUCGGUGGCGGCGGCGGCGGCGGCAGCCGUCGAACGGAUAAUGGCUACGGGAUCAGUGGGCAGCAGCAGGCGAGCUCCCGGCGGCGGAAAGGCCCCGGAGCCUUGGCCACGGCCUACCUGGUCAUUUACAACGUGGUCAUGACAGCCGGGUGGCUUGUUAUAGCAGUUGGUUUAGUCAGAGCAUACCUCACCAAGGGUAGCUACCACAAUCUUUAUUAUUCAAUAGAAAAACCUUUGAAGUUCUUCCAAACUGGAGCUUUGGUUGAGAUUCUGCAUUGCGCAAUAGGAAUUGUUCCCUCUUCUGUUGUGCUAACUACUUUCCAGGUGAUGUCAAGAGUUUUUCUGACAUGGGCUGUAACACAUAGUGUAAAAGAGGUACAAAAUGAAGACUGCAUCCUCCUUUUUGUUGUUGCCUGGACAAUCACAGAGAUCAUCCGUUAUUCCUUUUAUACUUUCAACUUAUUGAACCACCUUCCUUACUUCAUCAAAUGGGCCAGGUACACGUUGUUCUUCGUACUGUAUCCAAUGGGAGUUUUAGGAGAAUUGCUCACAAUAUAUGCUGCUCUGCCCUAUGUCAGACGGUCCGACUUGUUUUCAAUUAGUUUACCUAACAAAUACAAUUUCUCCUUUGACUACUAUACAUUCCUGAUCUUGACUAUGCUAUCUUAUAUUCCACUCUUCCCUCAGCUGUAUUUUCAUAUGAUACAUCAGAGAAGAAAAGUACUUUCCCUUCCUGAAGAACACAAGAAAUCCGAGUAAUCACAGCUUUUGUUCACAGCUGUACAUAUAGAUACACAUGUUUCAAAUGUUUAUAAAUAAUACAGAGUAUUAAAAUGAGUUUUCAAAACAAAAAAGUUUGAUAACCUACUAAGGAUAUCUUUCCACACUGAUAUUUAUUUUAAUUUUUAAAACAUUGCUCUGUGAAACUGCAUUUUUGGCAUGUCUCAUUACAGUGAAACACUUAUUCUUUUAUUUUACCUUUUAAUUUAUUUAUUAAAAACUUGCAUUAUAAUGUCCUUAUAUUGAUGGUAUGAGUGAUAACAAUAAUUGUGGUGCCUGAAUUAGGAUUCUUUUA
Molecule: messenger RNA, 1291 nt
Organism: Podarcis raffonei (Aeolian wall lizard)
Lineage: Eukaryota; Metazoa; Chordata; Lepidosauria; Squamata; Lacertidae
Gene: HACD2
Product: 3-hydroxyacyl-CoA dehydratase 2
Exons: 7
Coding region: 208-975 (255 amino acids)
Biological process (GO): sphingolipid biosynthetic process; very long-chain fatty acid biosynthetic process; fatty acid elongation
Cellular component (GO): endoplasmic reticulum membrane
Molecular function (GO): 3-hydroxyacyl-CoA dehydratase activity
Source: RefSeq, a predicted model, not a curated record